AUGCAGAUGGAAAAUAUUCUUAUAUUGAAUUUAUUAGGCAAACAAUUUCGUAUACCAUAUGGAAUAGUAGCUGAUUAUCCUCAAACACUACUCGGCAAUGAAUUAUUACUUUCAAAAUAUUAUCGUCAUGAUAGAAAAGACUACUAUUUUGAACGAAAUCCAUUAUUAUUUCCAUAUAUUUUAACAUAUUAUACAUUAGAAAGAAAAAUAUUUUGUCCACACCAUAUACCUAUUGAAUUAUUAGAAAAUGAAUGUAAGUUCUUUAAAUUAACUAAUUCAAAUAUUUAUCAUGAAAUGUAUAAAAUACAAACUUAUCAAUAUUUUCAAAGAAAAAAAAAUUUAAAAAAAGAUUAUUUUAUUGUUAUAACUCCAUUUAUUGUCGGUCUUUUAUUUAUGAUAACAGCAAGUAUGGAAACAUUAAGUGAUAAUAAUAAUAAUAAUUCUUUAAAUUCACCAUGGUCCUUAACUUAUUUUAUUGAGUUAUUAAAUACACUAUUAUUAACUAGUACUAUAAUUUAUCAAAUUCUUUAUAAACAAGAUUUUUUUCGAAAUACACGUUUUCUAUUAGAUUUAUUUUCAACGAUAUUAACAAUACUUGUCAUUAUUUGUCAAAACGUAACGAUAAUGAUAGAUUUUAAAUUUUUAAAUAUUUUAAUUAUGUGUUUAAAAACAUUUCGUUUAUUCAUCAUUAUCGUUCAUUUACGUCUAUUAAGAUUAGUUAUUCAAACAUUUAUUCAACGAUUACAAAUUAUUUUUGUAUUAGCAUUUAUAAAUAUUAUUAUAACAGGUUCAUUUAGUGAAAUAGCAUUUGCAUUUGAACGACAACAAAAACAAGAUCAAAGUAAUCAUCCUACAAUGAAAACUCAUUUUGAUGCUUUUUGGUGGGCGACUUCACUCAGUUUUACAAUUGGAUUUGGACAUUCUAAUCCACAUUUUACAUUAACAACUAUUGGAAGAUUUUGUAGUUACAUGCUCACAUAUUUUGGCCUUCUUUUUAAUGGACUCAUAUUACAAGAAUUAAUUAAAGGAUUUUUAAAAAUAUAUCGAGAAGAAAGAAAAGAAUAAACUGUAACUACUGUCUGUGUACGCCUCCUCUUUCAACUUUCGAACAAUCGAUUAUUUACAAUGCCAGGUUUGGCACGUCGAUUACUAGGCAAAAAAACAUGUUUGUGUACCACAGCUAAACGAGAUUCAUUUUAUGAUGAUUUACCUAAAUCAGUAACCAAAACUCAUGAACAUAAAUCAACUGAUCAAUAUGAAUUUUUACAAUCAGAUAGAGCAAAACGAUUAAGUCGUCAAAUAAAUAUGGAUGAAUCGGAUGCGGACGAUGAUAUGAAUAUAACUGAACGACUACGACAUGCAUCAGCAAAUUUACCAGCAAAUAUUCCGAUGUUAGUUGUUGUUUCGUUUAGUCCAGAUGUAAAAGGUUUACAAAGAAAACAAAUUGAAAUUCAACGUGGUAUUCCUGUAAAUGCACAAUUUAUUCUAAAUGAAUGGUUACAUAUUAAAACGGCUGAUAAUGAAGAAGGUUUUGUUCCAUAUGUAUGUUGUCGGCCAAUGUUACGUCGACAAUCAGUAAAAUAUUCAAAUGAUAUAGAAAAUAAUUAUAAACCGUAUGAUUUCCAGUCAAAUAAACCAUGUCAAACAAAAUCACCAUCAACAAGCAUACCAAAUUUAACAUCAUCAACAAAUAAAAAAUUUUCAUUGUCAUCAGCACUUGGUUCACAAUCAUUUCUAUUUCAAAAUUCAUUAUCAUGCAAAAAACGUCCAGAUGUUACAUCAUCAUCAUGUGGUGGUGAUUCUGGUUUUUCAGAUUGUGAUUCAUCAUCUCAUAAUAAUAAUAAUAAUCAUAAUCAUAGUUUUGAUUUAUCAACGCAACGCCAUGCACGUUUAUCGAAUAUACGAUCAUUACGUUCAUCUUCAAAUUCAAUGAAAAAACCUGGUCUUUAUGUACAAGAUCUUCCUAUAAAAAAGUCUAUUAAAAAUACAAUUGCAACGAUUACAAAAUCAGAUACUUCGAAUCGAAUCAAAUAUCAAUUAUCUAUAUCCAGUAACAGUGCAUUUACACAAUUUGUAAAAAAAACUAUUCAUCAAAGUCAUCAACAAGAAAGUAAUCAACAUCAGCCAUCACAUUCGAAUACUCGAUUAUUUCAUCAUCAACAAGAACCAUCAUCUAUAUCGUCUUCAAUAAGUAAUUUACGUCGACCAUAUAAUAACUAUGAUGAAACAAGCAAUUUCUCAUCUCCAUCGUCAAAAUGUCUAAGUGCAGGAGGUGUUAGUAGUACUGUUUCAUCUCCGUAUAUACGUCGAACGCCAUUUUCUCGACGUUCUCUACCACAUCAUAUUCAACCUGUAUUAAAAAAGCCUGUAAAACCAACGUUAUCAUCAUCGCCUGAUCCAUUUAAAACAGCAAUUAAAAAGGAACAACAAUUUCGACACGUUCUUCUUGCUGAGCCAUCCUUGCCAUUAGCUAUUCCAACAAUAAAAUCUUCGAUGGAAAGACAUUUUUCAGAUUUAAGUCUUAAUCAAAUUGAAAAUGAUUCACUCAAGCCAUCAAUUAAUACAAUAUCAAUUCAAUGUCGACCAUCAUUAUCUUGUUCAUCAUCAAGUACAACAAGUUCUUCUUCAACAUCACCAUCAUCAUCUUCACCAAGAAUCAACAAUAGUACAACUGCAUUUAUUCAUAUUCAAAUGAAUAAUUCAUCAUGCGAUAUUAUGCACCGAGGUGAUUCCAUACCAGUUGUUUUUUCAACGACGAAUAAUAAUCUUAGCAAUGCAGCAACAAAAUCCUCCAGUUUUAUUCAUAAUGUUUCAAUUACUGUCUAA
This is a messenger RNA of Rotaria socialis, 2826 nucleotides long. Lineage: Eukaryota; Metazoa; Rotifera; Eurotatoria; Philodinida; Philodinidae. The record is from the annotation of a GenBank genome assembly.